Molecule: messenger RNA, 3272 nt
Organism: Oppia nitens
Lineage: Eukaryota; Metazoa; Arthropoda; Arachnida; Sarcoptiformes; Oppiidae
Exons: 8
Coding region: 6-3272 (1088 amino acids)
Source: RefSeq, a predicted model, not a curated record
ACAAAAUGUUUAGACAAAUGAAUGUUGUCAUCAAAUACUUGUCAUUGGUUUUAGUUAUCAUUUUCGGUAUUAGCAUACAAUAUAUCUAUUCGGACGGCACCGACUAUACCAGUACUGGCGGCUCAGAUGAACCGUUAGUUAACAAAAUAUGUCACAACGACCGGUUCAUAUCGGUAUUCAAUUUGGGAAACGAUUUGAUCUUUCAAUUAGCCGACGAUUUUUUGAAGCUCACGGAUUGUGUCGAUCGGGACAGUGGUCUCGAAAUGUUGCCAUAUAUUAGAUCUAAUUUUGUUAACGAUCAUCGUAUGAGACAAUACCUAAAACAGUACUUUAACCUGUCGUUACCGGUGUUUGGCUUUACCUAUCAAUUUGCUAGCAGACAGUGCGGCGAAGUGAUCGAGGACUACCUUAACGAGUGCGCCCAAGUGUACGACGACUCACGUAUUUUCUAUGCCUGUAUCUACGGGUAUGAGACUAAAAGCGGCAAAAUCAUAUCCAUUGCCCGCAAGUAUAACAACUCGCGUAUCGAAGAAAUCCAAGUUAUUGGCCUACGCUUACGUAAUGAACAGUACUGCGAGCUUCGGUAUCAGCAUCCGGACAGUCCACUGUCGAAACCGGGUAUACUAUCGGGUACGUCAUUUCGCUUGCAUCAUUACCCGCAAAUUGUAACCAUCAAUGCUAGCGAUGACAGUAGUAUAGGGUCAAACAGCAGCGUCUCAUCAACGACAGCACCGGCAGAUAAUGUAACUGACAGCGACCUAAACAAUGCCACAAUAUUUCGGCCAUUAUAUGAGGAUAAAAUCACUUUUAUGAUGUUUACGACUGAUACGAAAAACAGUAGCCAACAGUCAAGCGUUCAUAUGUUGGGCUAUAAGUUUUGCAAAGUGUAUGACGAAGAUCUCAACAAUACGGCCACCAAUAACUGGCUGUCCGGUCGCCGAUAUUAUAUACCGAAAAGUCAAGUGUAUCACGUGUUUCGCUAUCUGAAUCUGACGUUUGCGUGUCCGCAAAACUGUACACUUCGAUCGCUAUUAAGUAUUAUUGAUGUAUCACCGGAGCUGACUGUUUGGUAUUCAGGCGAACUCUUUGGUACCAAUCAAUCGUUACACAGUCUGUUUGGUUGUGAUUCAUACGAUAUGGUUUAUGUUAACAACUUUUCUCCCAACGAGUUCUGUGCCGACCAGAGAUCGCAAUCGGUGUUCACAAUGGGUGACGAUCUGUAUCUGCAAAAUAACGGUCGUUUCUGGCGCCGAUACGACAAACGAUUUACAAACCCCAGAGGCAAUCCGCUACCAGUGCUGACGCUUAGCAGUAUUGUAUUUGACUCAGACAUUGCACGACUUCUUCACGAAGAAAAUAUCGACAUUACACGACCCGUAAUGGGCUUUGCAUUCAAAUAUUUUACGAUAAACCCGGUGUCACUGUCCACUUGCGGUAACAACAAGGCAUUGUUAUCAGUUAGGUGUCGACUCUAUUUAAUGCCUGAUAAUUAUCGCGCCUGUAUUUAUGGCUACAAAUUUUCUGAUAAAGUAUCAGAUAAUCACCAAAAACAACAGCAGCGCAUGGAAUCGUUACCGUUUGAGUACACACCGGCAGGUUUGAGAAUAAUGCUCAACAAAUAUUGGGUCGGUUCGCUAGAGCUCCGGGAUGUCUAUCAGGAAACGCGCAGUAUUUGUGAUUAUAUUCUAUUUAAGAUUCUGGAGAUACCACACGUAACAAAAAUGCAUUCAAUUACUGUACUCGACCGCAACAGUAGUUAUGGCUAUCGGCAAUGGUUUGGCAUACAGGCAAUGGUAACAGUGCGCGAACCGAACAAACCCGAGGAACUGCAACUAAUCGAUGCCGAGAUCAGCAAACAGCCCCAUCAUAUCAUGAAUGAAGCCGACUUCGUAUUCAAUAGGACUGCAAUACAUGUGUCGGUAAAGUUAGGUCUGGGAAAUGGCGAGGAAAAGCAUACCGAGUAUGGCAUGUAUUACACGAACCAGUCGUGGAUAUUCAGCACUCGGCGCACAACUCGUGAAAAUAUGUUGUCUCUGAAAAAGAUUCUGCAAAAAGAUAUGCUAACGAAUCACACUCAUUCUCUGCAAAGUCUCUAUGAAUGUCCAUUCAAUCAGAGCUAUACACUGGUAUCAGAUGAAAAUCAUGUUAGACACGGAUGUACUGCUAAUUCAUUAGUUUUCCAAAGUGUUUUCAAUGCCGGAGAACAGGUGUACUUUCAGAGUGGUCAACGAUUUUAUCGGUACAACAAAUUGCGAAAAAAAUUUGUUUACGACAGAUAUGUGACAAACCUAUUGAACGAUCAUUUCGAUACAAAACAUCGGGUAAUAGGUUAUUCUUAUCUAAAUUUUGGUAAUCAAUUUCGGACAGUAAUUGUUGGUCGACCCAAAUGGAGAGACUUAUCAUUAUUUAAUAACCAAACUCUCAGAACUUUAUAUCGUAUGUAUUACUCUAUAAGAAAUCAGUUGACGGCUCUGAUACCCGACAAUGAAGCGGAACUCUAUCACGUCAAGUAUCCGUUCGACACAAUUGACAAACAAUAUCUCGACAUCAAUAUCACCAGCGAUUCUAUACUAGGAGUCGGAUAUCUUCAGCGAUCGAUGAGUUGGAAACAAUAUAAAGACCGAAUGCUAUCCAAUGCUGAUCUGUAUCCGCCCGGCAAACAAACUAAUCCAUUGGUUGUCAUCUACGACAAGAAAGACUAUAAUUUGUUGAAUAUAUCGAAAAAUCUAAUACAAUUGGGAGGAUAUCCCGCACCGUUUGAACAUUUAAUGCCUUUUUCGCAGGAAUUUCAAUCAAUGAAAACUGAUUAUAAACGUUAUUAUUACAAGAAUAUUAUGGGUUUGUUUGCAUUGGAUGGGGAUCUGUAUUUAGUGGCACUUAAAUGGGAUGAAACCGAACACAUGGUUUUGAAGAUCAACAGUGGGGACGACUUGUCUACUAGUAUUGUGUCGGACAUAAAUUUUAAAGACUUUUUCAAAUGUGUCGCUAAAAAUGAGUCUUUUUCAUCAGCUGAUCAGUCAUCGUCUGGACUAUCGGCAAGAAUUGUCGUUUUUAUCAUUUUACUGAUCAUUUUAUUGAUAAUAGUUUUGGUUAUUGCUGUUAUGCAAUACCAGUCAUCGAUAUCAUUACAAUCAUCGUCAUCGUCAACAACGGUGAAACCCAAAUCAUCCAAUCAAUCAAUCGGUGAUAAAAGUAAUGAUAGUUUAGCAACAAAAUCUGAUGACAACAACACCAACAUAACGACACAAACGUCAACUAAAAGUGUCGAUUAA